Styela clava is the source of this 5571-nucleotide messenger RNA. RefSeq lists its product as uncharacterized. Gene Ontology annotation, biological process: protein phosphorylation. Gene Ontology annotation, molecular function: protein serine/threonine kinase activity; ATP binding. NCBI's taxonomy places the organism in Eukaryota, Metazoa, Chordata, Ascidiacea, Stolidobranchia, Styelidae. The record is from RefSeq and is a predicted model, not a curated record.
AUGCGUGUCAAUAUUGCAAAACAGGUGCCAUAGAAAUACAAAAAUAGCUAUUAAUAAAAUGACUCUGAUUUAAGGUUUGGUAUUUGCCAUAGUUAGUAAAAUCAUGUUCUCGAAAAAGAAAAGACGUCCUGAAAUAUCAGAACCCUCAAACUUUGAGCACCGGGUUCACACUGGAUUUGAUACUGAAGAAGGACAAUUCACUGGAUUACCUUUACAAUGGCAAAGUAUAAUACCUGACAAAGCUCGUCCCAAACCAUACAUCGAUGCCUCAGUUUUCACUCCGGUGCCUGAUGAGUAUUCCAAAAGUAAAUCCCACAAACGUAUAAAUGGAGCCCUUCCUAAUUUGUCGAACAUUACUGUAACUCGGUCAAAUUCUCUCAGAAAAGAAAGCCCUCAACUUACAAGAAAACUUGAAGACAGCAGAAUACCCGAUCCGUUACGGGAAGAUGGAUCGAAUGGUACAACUAGACGAAGUAGUGAGAGACAGCGUCAUUCAAGUAAAACAUCAGACUCUCGUUCCUAUGGCGAUUCACAUUCUCAUGGUGACAGUAAGGAACAUAGAUCACGUCACCAUAGCAGCAGACAUGGAUCUGAUAGCUCUGAAUCUCAUCGGGGUUACAGAGAUAGACAACGCCAUGGUUCUUCUGGUUCAGGCAAUCAGCAGAAUUAUAGGGAUGCUAGAGAUAGUGGAAGUAGUUUGUCUGAUCAGUCAAGAUCCCAUCGAGAUAGACGAGAUAAUUAUGAUAGAACUCUCUCGGAUAGAAACGAUGGUCGUUCAUCAUCAAAGAAUUAUGACAAAAGAGAACGAAGAAAAGACAGUGAUCGAAAUGGACAAAGAGAGGAACAUGAAAAGUAUAGUGAUAAAACUGAUGACAGGUCGAGGAGGCGGGAUAAUAAAUCGUCAUCAAGGGGAAACUAUGAAGCAUUACCUUCGAAAUAUAAUCCAAAGAUAAACGGUGCUGUCUCUGAUGAUAGGAAGGAAGAUUAUUCCCGGGAACAUUCAAGCCGAGACAAAAAUUCACAUGAUGAGGAAUGGUAUAAAUCAAGUAAACCGCCUGGACAGAAAUCUUAUUCUCAGCGAGAAAAUGAGGACCCUGCACAGCAAGGACAUGAUGUGAGUGAUCAUGGACGACAUCAUCGAUCUCCUAAACAACCAAUGCUUCCUGUGUCACAAACUCUUGAUAGAACAAGAGAGAGAUCGAAGGAAAGAUUAGAUGAAAGAAAUAACAAAACGUUGCCUAAACAUUCAGCGGAACACCAUAGAAGUCCACAGAACCUUAGAAAACCGAAUAUACCAAUCAAUACAGGUGGUUUACCUCUCAAACAUUUAGGACCAGUUGCCCAUCCUGUAACUCAAGAUGUUUAUCAGCAAAAACAACACGAAGACCCACCACCUCGUCCAGAACAUAAAGAACCUCCAUCUUACAAUCAUCACAUUGCAAACUCUAGAAAUAGUAACUCAAGUCGAGGGUCUUCUGUGAGUGGGGGAAGCGGAACCGUUCCUCCGCAACUACCUAAAAGUUUUCCUCAAGGUGCUCCAACGAAUCACACCAAUGCUUCACCUAACAAGCAUGAUCAUCAAAGAUCGCACCGUCCUAAUGUACCUCCACCUAUGCCUCCUCAAGAUGGAAGACAACAAAAUAACAAUCACCGCACGGAAAGAGAUGAUACGCAUCACAGAAAACAUUCAGACAGGGAGGAUACGCAUCAUCGAAGACGCAAAGAUGACAGAGGAGACCAUCGCAAUGAAUCAAGUAGACAUCAUCGUGAUGCUCCAUCAGAUUCCAUUCCACCACCAGCAGCACAAUCAGCUCUUGCUAAACAGCAGAAAGAUCAUCAGGAUCAGCAAGUUGUUACUCACGAACAGUUCAAAUCUGCGUUGCAGAUGGUUGUAUGUCCUGGAGAUCCAAGAGAAAGUCUUGAAAAUUUUAUUAAAAUUGGAGAAGGCUCAACUGGUAUUGUCUGUAUCGCAACGGAACGUGGUACUGGACGUCAGGUUGCAGUUAAGAAAAUGGAUCUUAGGAAACAACAAAGAAGGGAAUUGCUGUUUAAUGAGGUUGUUAUAAUGCGUGAAUAUCAUCAUGAAAACAUAGUUGACAUGUACAGCAGUUUUAUAGUGGACAACGAACUUUGGGUUGUCAUGGAGUUUCUUGAAGGCGGUGCUUUGACAGAUAUUGUAACAAAGACACGCAUGAAUGAGCAACAAAUUGCAACCGUUUGUGUAUCAGUACUUCAAGCAUUAGCGUAUUUACAUGAUCAAGGAGUUAUUCACAGGGAUAUUAAAAGUGAUUCAAUAUUGUUAACACAUGAUGGAAAGGUCAAAUUGUCAGAUUUUGGUUUUUGUGCUCAAAUUUCCCAAGAAGUUCCGAAAAGAAAGUCUUUAGUUGGUACUCCAUAUUGGAUGGCCCCGGAAGUCAUCUCACGUUAUCGGUACGGACCAGAAGUUGAUAUUUGGUCACUCGGAAUUAUGGUGAUUGAAAUGGUGGAUGGGGAACCUCCAUUUUUCAAUGAACCUCCACUACAGGCUAUGAGGAGAAUAAGAGACAUGCCUCCUCCAAAAAUGAAGAAUUAUCAGAAGGCAUCAUCCAUGCUAAAGGGCUUCCUGGAUAGAAUGUUAGUUCGAGAUCCAUCACACCGGGCCACAGCUUAUGAGCUCAUAAAGCAUCCAUUUCUUAACAAAGCUACUCAUCAUUCAUGUAUUGUUUCUUUAAUGAAACAAGAUAGAUAAAGCAUCUCUUGAUUUGAUGAAUGGUUGAUAUUUUGACAACUGUAGUUUGCAGUGCAAGUCACAGCACUUCAAUGUUCCUGACAAGAGUGGAUGAUGCAGGGCAGUGGCAUGGGUCCAUUAAACUUUGUUAUAUACCCAGAGAUUGCAGAAAAAUUAAGUUUUGGGCCACAGUGCAAAGAUCAACAAUUUCAACGAAUUUGAAAUGAGUCAAAAUGGAUAUUUCACAUAGCCAAGUUCAAAGUUUGUUAAAUUUUGCGAGGAAGUGUCCAUCAACUCCUUGAUUCAGAAAGAAGGAUUAUCAUCAAUAUGGAAUGCGUUGUGAGAAUUGCUGAUAACAGUCAUCUGAACCUUAGUAUUAGUAUUUCAAUUUUACCCAUCUCUUGAGUAAUCAAUGAGUCAUAGAGAAUUCUCUUAUCAAUAAAUCAAAUAAAAAAACAAUUAUUUUUCGAGAGAAUGAGAUGACAAUGUUUGAUUCACAAUUGCUUGGUGUUCUGAUUCAGCCAUUUCAGCUUGGUGCAAAUAUGAUUUUUUUUCAAUAAAAUCACACUUAAUUGACAGUAUUCAUUUUUUUAUAUCUUAACUUUGGUUACAUUCAUAGUUUACACAGUUCAACUUCUUCAUAUCUCGAUUGCAGUGCUUUGCAAUUAAAAUCGGUUUAAAUUAUUGAUUAUGGCGCUUAUUUGAUAUCUUUACAAGGCGAUUAGCCACACUACUAUAUUAUACAUGUCAAUUGAACAACAAACAUAGAUGAAUGGUGCUUCAUAUUUGUAUUAAUCUUAGAAAAAAGUCUUGCUUUUUUCAGUAUGAAUGGUUUAAUAUGAUUUUGUCCAGCACAUUGAGACUAGUUCAUAUUAAAAAUAUUUUACGUAACAAUCUGACUAAUGGGGAAUCAGCAUCACUAAUUUGAUUCUGAAAAACAGAAGUAAUUGAACCUUCUCAAUGUUAGGGUUGAAAAUCCUUCAAUAUCAACAUCAAUUGAAUUGGUCAGUACAUGCUCAAAAUCAUUUUGCCAAUCAGGUGCCUUUUAGAGAUACUCAUUUGAAUUUUUUGCAAUUUUUAACCUCUAUGAAGGUGGACAAACAUUUCUGUAAUAGUGAAAGCAAAUACCCAUCUAUCUGAGACUUUUUUUUGUUUUAAAAAUUAUUUUGUCGAAUCAACGUCAGGAUAUAUUCCACACUUGGAUCUGAAAACAGAAUAUUCGAUUUACGGGAUCAUAGUAUUGUUUUAUUCUACUCUUUCAUCAACUGUGUCAGUUUUACCUCAUAUUUUGUCAAUUUGUCAUAAACAUGUGGAUAUUGGCAUAUUCAAAUAGAAACAAUGUAUAUAUAAACAUACUUAUAUACGGAAUUUAGAAGUUAACUAAUUUGAUGCAACAAUUUCAAUAUUUCGAUACGUGAUGUGGUUCUACUUUAUUAUCAAUCUCCCUUUUUUAUUUUUGAAGUUGCAGUUUCUGUAAUAAAAUUGGUGCUUUUUUAAUAAACUUUUACAUAUUUUUGGAUUUUGAUUUCAGCGCUAUAUAACCUAUGCCACAUUGUAUCAAGUUGGAACGCUAUUUGCAGAAUUUUUUUGCCCCAUCGUAUGAAAUUUUUUUGUUUUGUUUGUUUUUUUGCAAAUCUUUUCAUUGUGAAUGAUGAAAUCAUAUUUUAUUUUGUUGCACAUUUUGCUCUACUGUUCCACACUCGAUAAACUGUUGUACAAUUUUGAUCAACGCAAAUAGUCAAAAAAUUUUUUUUUAAUAACAUGUGCUGUCAUUAACUUUUUGCUCAAAAUUUGAUUCGGAAAAGUUAUCAAUUAUUUUUGUGCUUCACAAUUUUGAACUUAGGUACAUCACACAUGACUCCAGUCUCCAGCAGCAGUCACUCUUGAGUUCACAGGAUUGAGUAAAUGAAGACAAAAUUUUUUUGUUUCACAUGCUUGUCUGUUCAUUUUGGAUUAUGGAAAUUUUCUUACUUCAAAUUUCACUAUACCACCUUAAUAAAAUUUGGUGAUGACUGGCGGUAUAUUAGGUAAUCUGUCCGAAUUAAGUGUAUUCAGAACCAGUACUAGAGACUUUGUGGAUAUUUGAUUUAAUUUUUCAAUUGGUACGAAAUUAAGCCUUGGUACAGUCUUGUAUUCAGUGUUCCAAAGUUUCAUUUUAUAUUAUAUUCAUAUAUUCACCUUGAACUGAAAACAAACUUGUGUAUAUAUCAUCAUUUUACAAAUUCUGAAGUCCAUGUAAGAGAGUUAUACAUCAUUCCCUAGAAAUGUCUGUUGCACGUUUCUUCCAAAUAUAUAUAAUAUAUGUAUAUAUAUACACAAUUAUUGUACAACACGUAUUUAAAUAUCUAUAAGUCUUAUUUAUGUAAUAGAUCACCACGAUAAUUCGACUCGGUUCAAUUAUUGGCUUCAACUGAUAGAAUAAGAAGUUGCACUCGUUGUUAUUAUUUUUUCAACAAUGCAUCUAGCAAACAGAUUUUCCCAAUCAGUGAAACCAUUUGAUUUCCUGUAUACAAAUUUCAUAAUUCACAUGCCCAGUAGUACAUAACAUUAAUCGUAUGAAAUUAUUUUGUCUUACAUGGACUACCAGUGUUGUAUUAUUUUUGGCUGUGGCUGCAGUUAUCUGGAUUCCUUUCAGAUUUUCAGCUAUUCUACUUCCUUGUACAUGAGGAGACAUAUUAAAUAUAUCCCUUUUUUUCUGCAUGGACUAUCUUAUUUUUUAUAAUUACUUUUGUAUAUUUACAAUUUGAGUUCUGUAUGAGUUAUAUUAUAUUACUUCUUUCUUUUUAUACGCACUAAGUUUUUAAAUUCAACAUAUAUCAUCACGUUGACUGAAUGCUAUUAAUAAAUCCUGUAUUAACACAGUG